UUGGGGUUUAUUGUGUUAAUUUAGUGAUUAUCAAUCCCCAUUUUGUUCAUGAAGCAAAUGUUGUUUCCUGAAAGUGAAUGCCUGGGGCUGCCCAUGGCUUCACCUGCAAUAUCAUUCACGGGAGUGUUAAACGGUGUGAGGUGAGGCCAUCCUUAUUACCAUCCCCUUGUUAUGUGUGCCACCCAUAUAUAAACAUUGCCAAAUCAGAAAAAAGGAAAGAUCUUUUUGGAUGAAUUUUCAUGCCAACCCCAUCCGAGUAUCUGUGUAGUCUGUGUAGUUUAAAAAAGGGAAACGUAAAUUGAGGGAGCUGGAUUUACGAAAAUCCAGAAGUGCUUGAGGUGCGGUGGACUUAUUCGUGGUCAAGAGCACUCCUCUCCGAUAUAAAAACAGAACAGGCCCAAACCCUUUGAACACCAUUUUUCUCCAAUCCUUAUCUUCUUUCUCACUUCUCUCUUGAAACGAGAUCAGAAAACAUGCACGACAUGUUUUGCGCCAAAAAUUUAUCCGCUUCAGGAUUACUAGGAUGCAUUAUGCCUUUUCUCCCCUUUAGGAAAUAAAGGAAUGUUAUGUUCUGAAUGAUAUAUUACUGCAAUGACUCUGCGGAUGGAAGGAUGCUUAUUCCAAGUUUGAUUCUAUCUAUUGUAGAUCUUUUCCAUCAGCAUGUUGCUGUCAUCCAUAUCAGCUCAAAAUGCAAUUAUGUUCCAAUUUCCCAAAAAUCAAGUGUGGAUGACAGAUUACUGGGCCAUUUAAUUAUUGUUGUUAGUUCAUCUUGAUGGAAUGAUAUUUUGAUCUUGAAAAAGGUCAUCAUUAGCAAAUUGGAAGCUGCAAGUUUUUGUAUCUGCAAUCGAAGGACAUAUUUGUUACUUCCUUCCCAUCAAUUGAUCAGAAUCAAGGUUCAUGUCUGAACUCGACGUCCAUAUUCCUACCACCUUUGAUCCAUUCGCUGAGGCAAAUGCUGCGGAUUCAGGUGCUGGAGCUAAGGAAUAUGUGCAUAUACGCAUACAACAGCGAAAUGGUAGGAAAAGCCUGACAACUGUCCAAGGUUUAAAGAAGGAAUUCAGCUAUAAUAAGAUUCUGAAGGACCUAAAGAAAGAGUUUUGCUGCAAUGGUACUGUUGUCCAGGAUCCAGAGCUUGGUCAGGUUAUUCAGCUUCAAGGUGACCAAAGGAAAAAUGUUUCCACCUUCCUUGUUCAGGCAGGCAUAGUGAAGAAAGAACACAUCAAGAUUCAUGGAUUCUAAGCAAAAGCAUCUUCAUGCGGUUACAACAUCCUGCUACUAUAUUUCAAGCAUUGAUAUAAAAUAUAUGGACUCUUCAAUCUACCUCAACUUCAUGUAUCGUAAAUCUCUGUUAUUUUCAUAUUGUUGAUUUCUUUUGGACUCAUUGCUUUGUCUUCACAUUCAACUGUUAAACACACAAUUGUUUUGUUCUCGGUUCAGAAUAUGAAUCAUCAAAAUUGAAAUGGAAAUUGAUGCAGUGGCUUUACGCUUACCUUUACUGUUUUUAUCUAGCGGCUAGAUUCUAGCCUUUACAUUUUGUCUACACUUCUUACAGUCCAUUCAUAAUUUAAGUGUAUGAUAGAAUGGUGUUAGUACAAAUUGUCUGACUAAAAAUUUUAAAUUUUGCACCUAGUUUGAAUUAGCAAAUAAGCUUAUUAAUUAGUUUUAGCUUCAUUAUUUAUAUCGUAAAUUUAUUUUGAAUCAAGUCUGUGCUAAUCUUGUGUAAUCAAGUUCAGUUCUUGUUCAAGUCCAUCAACUCUGGGCAGUGGGGAAAUUGAGCCCAGGCUUUUUUGGGGCAUACUUCAGAUUACCUAAGCAUUGAAGAGGAAAUCAUUAUUAAUUAUGAAUAUUGAAAGUUAUCCUGUUUUCAAAUUAUUAUUCAAUCACAACUACCAAUAGAACAAGCAAUCUAGCAUCCUGGGUCAGUGGUUCUACUCAAAAUCUCAUAAAACAGUGACUGCUGAUAGAGAUGCUUCAGCUGUAGAUUUCCAGCAACAAACUUUCAAGGGUGUAAUGAGAAGCUAAUUUGAUAUUUGCUGCCAUUUUCAAGUGGCAUCCAGGAAGAGUAACCUGCUAUCCUCAUGUAUUCUCAAAUGUAUCAAGAAUUAAAUGCACUUUGAUACAAUAUAUAUUUGUAUAACAGAAUGCAUGAUGUGUUUUAUGUUC
Molecule: messenger RNA, 2163 nt
Organism: Hevea brasiliensis (rubber tree)
Lineage: Eukaryota; Viridiplantae; Streptophyta; Magnoliopsida; Malpighiales; Euphorbiaceae
Product: protein translation factor SUI1 homolog
Exons: 6
Coding region: 898-1239 (113 amino acids)
Biological process (GO): translational initiation
Molecular function (GO): translation initiation factor activity; RNA binding
Source: RefSeq, a predicted model, not a curated record